Malania oleifera is the source of this 1112-nucleotide messenger RNA. Its product is annotated as hydroxyethylthiazole kinase. Gene Ontology annotation, biological process: thiamine biosynthetic process. Bases 47 to 916 code for a protein of 289 amino acids. The transcript has 2 exons. The record is from RefSeq and is a predicted model, not a curated record. NCBI's taxonomy places the organism in Eukaryota, Viridiplantae, Streptophyta, Magnoliopsida, Santalales, Ximeniaceae. Gene Ontology annotation, molecular function: ATP binding; magnesium ion binding; hydroxyethylthiazole kinase activity.
AAGCGGGUCUUUCCAACCCAAAUUCAUUUUACUCAUUCCUGAUUUUAUGUCCAGAGAACCAUCUAGCUUCAGAGAGACAGCGACCAUGGACUCGAACAAAGCUGGUGAAGACGAGUGGGCCCAGAAAGCUUGGGCCCUCCUAUCAUCAGUGAGAGAACGAUCUCCGCUCAUCCAGUGUAUCACUAACUUCGUCUCCAUGGAUCUGACGGCAAACACUCUUUUGGCCGCUGGCGCAUCGCCGGCCAUGGUGCACUGCCUGCAGGAGAUUCCGGACUUCACCCCAGAGGUCCACGCGCUCUACAUUAACGUCGGCACACUCACCGCUGACUGGCUGUCAGCGAUGAAGGCCGCCGUCGAAAUCGCCGUGCGGCUGGAGAAGCCCUGGGUUCUUGACCCGGUUGCCGCCGGAGCUUCGGGGUUCCGCUUGCAGGCCUGUCUUGAGCUUGUUGGGCUCCGGCCCGCAGUUAUUAGAGGAAACGCGUCCGAGAUUAUCGCGCUUUCGGAGUCCGCAGUGGGAAGCGGUAAGGGUGUAGACAGUUCCCAUGAAUCGACAGAUAUUGUGGAAGCAGCCAAGUCCUUGGCUGAUUCUACUGGUGCCAUAGUUGCAGUGUCAGGAGCUGUUGAUGUUAUUACAGAUGGACAGAGAGUUGUUGGUGCUCGCAAUGGUGUGGACAUGAUGCAACGAAUUACAGCUACAGGAUGUUCAGUCACAGCCCUCAUCACUGCUUUGGUUGCUGUUGACCCAGUUCAUGCUUUUGAAGCUGCAGCUUCGGCAUUGUCCAUAUUUGGUGUUGCUGGUGAGAUAGGGAUGAAAAUGGCUAAGGGUCCAGCUUCAUUGCGUAUGCACCUCAUAGAUUCUUUGCAUGGGCUUGAUCAAGCAACUAUACUUCAUCGCAUUAACAUCACCAGCUUGUGAUGAAUUAUGAGGAGUUUAUGAGUGGUAUGUUAAUUGACAUCCUUCCUGUUUGGUUUACAGUGCUAAUUCUCUGUAUCAAGUAAGUUGUAGUGUUGUACUCAUAGUUUGUCAUGAACUUUUCUACAUACAAAUAAGCAGUCUCAAACAUCAGGGGCUACUUUCAACCUGAAACUCAGUAUGAUAUAUUCCUUGUCUA